UGGUGGGUUUACUUUCAUUGUGUACGUCUGCGUUUUAAAUCAGAAAUAUCUCACAUCUCUGUCGUGACGCCAGCCAUCCGUCUUUUUUUCGUUUAAAAAAAUGUUAUACAGAACCAGUGGUUUUCUAAACCAUAAGGCAGGAGAAAUUCAAAUAAAUGGGGAAAACGGGAAAGGCUGAGUCCUUUGCCGACAUACACUUAGAACACAUAUGUUAGCUAAAUCCACAAUUUAAACACGGUACGAUUUCUACCAAAGGCAACAAGUGCUACCCUGUAGAAAUUUAUUUCUUUAGAUGUAUUUUAAUGUCGGUUAAAAGCCAUAUUUAAUUGUACAAAAGCAAAUGGUUGGUUGUAUGAUUCGUGAGAGAUAUAAUUUUCAUCACUCCGGUUGUUAGAAGUCAACGCUCGACAUGCGAUGUGUUCCCACUACGCCUGCGCGAAACUACAAUCAGCCGUCACUUUGAAGAUAUUUAAUCACACGCCUGAAUAAAAUAAGGCUCUGUUACCAUAGAUUAAAUAUAUCGAUGUAAUGUACAACACUAAAUUAAUUUAGUGUAUGUAACGCUUUGCAUAGUGUUAAGGUACUAAACGUUAGUGAGCUGAUAAACAAAGGAGGCAAUGGGAUGCUCCUUCACUCCCAGAAGCCUCCUUUUCACGACCCCUUUCCCCUGUCUGCUGCCGUCACGAGACUCCGCCCCUCCCAUUCCAUGACGUUGCAUUCCAGUUGUCGUGGAGUGAUGUUGAUACGCGGAUGUGGAUUCACUGCGAAAUUUUCACUGGUUUUCACUUGACCAACGUCGCUAACCGACAGAAAUGGACAUGUACGGAUUGGCUCCCAUGCGGCUGUACACCUUAUCUAAAAGACAUUUUGUGCUAGUCUUCGUGGUCUUCCUGAUGUGCUUCGGCCUCACAGUCUUCAUAGGAAUAACAGGUCCAAGGAUUAUUGCUGAGCAGGAGCACAAUGGUGACCAGUUCCUUGCAAAAAACGUUUCUGUUAAGACUGGGCCCUUUCAUCUAGUUUCUUCUCCCCUGACCACCUACAAUCAGCAGCUGUGGCUCACAUGUGUGAUGCAGGCUGAAAACAGCAAAAUGAGAGAUUUCAAGCAGCCCUUUGAGAUCAACGUUGAGUUGAAGGGAGUGAUGCAGGAUGCCAGCGUGAUGCACAUCAACAACGGGCGCAUUAAGUCACGGAUGCUGCACUGCGCGGCUGCUAAUUGCGAUGAGAUCAUUGUACUGCAUCUGGGCUACCUGAACUACACCCAGUACCAGGUUAUGGUGAGCUUCAAAGGCCUUGAAAAUAUCACAUAUGACAUCAAGGUUAAGUUUGUGUGGAAAACAUAUAAUUCCACCUUCUCACAAGUGGAAAUUUGGUUCCGGUUUGUCUUUGUGGUAUUGACCUUCAUGGUGACCUGUAUGUUUGCUCACUCACUGAGGAAAUUUUCCAUGAGAGACUGGGGGAUAGAGCAGAAGUGGAUGUCUAUUCUUCUCCCUUUGUUGCUGCUCUACAAUGAUCCUUUCUUCCCGCUGUCAUUCCUGGUGAACAGCUGGUUUCCAGGGACCUUGGACACCUUCUUUCAGGCACUGUUCCUGUGUGCUCUGCUGCUCUUCUGGCUUUGUGUUUAUCACGGCAUCAGAGUCCAGGGUGAGAGGAAAUUUCUGACUUUCUACCUGCCUAAGCUGGUUAUCGUCGGUCUUCUGUGGCUGUCAGCAGUUACUCUGGGCAUAUGGCAAACGGUUAAUGAACUCCAAGAUCCCACCUAUCAGUACAAAGUGGAUAUAGCGAACUUUCAGGGUAUGAAAGUCUUCUUCCUGAUUGUCGUCGCCCUCUACAUCUUAUACUUGAUAUUCCUGAUUGUCAGAGCUUGUUCUGAACUUAAGAACAUGCCUUACUCAGAUCUCCGGCUCAAGUUUCUGACAGCACUGACGUUUGUGGUUCUUAUUAUAAGCAUGGCUAUUCUCUACCUGAGGUUUGGUGCUAAGGCUCUUCAAGACAACUUUGUUGCUGAAUUGUCCACCCAUUACCAGAACUCAGCUGAAUUUUUGUCCUUCUAUGGCCUGCUCAACUUUUACUUGUACACAUUAGCAUUUGUGUAUUCUCCUUCGAAAAAUGCACUUUAUGACUCCCAGUUGAAGGAUAAUCCAGCUUUCUCCAUGCUAAAUGACUCAGACGACGAAGUGAUAUACGGGAGUGAUUAUGAAGACAUGCCUUUACAAAACGGGCGUGCGAUCAAAGCAACUGCCAAGUACCAGGAUGAGAGUGACAGUGACUGAGGUAUCUCUGACUGUGUCCACGUUGGAAACUCUUGUGCACAUGUACAAAAAGGAUGCACAUGAAUUUAUGUACUCCAAAGUGUACAUAAUUAUAUUUUUAAAACGGUUCAUGUCUACUGAAUGUACUGCUUUUGGAUGGUGAGGUAUGAUGUAGCCACUCAGACUUUUUUUCUUAAUUGAAAAUAAGGGAAACAAACACUUUGUUUUAAUCUAUAAACCCCCUACCCUCACCUACCCAUUGCCAGCCUUUUUUCUCAACUUGAUGAUUAAAAUUAUCAG
This is a messenger RNA of Haplochromis burtoni (Burton's mouthbrooder), 2549 nucleotides long. It is a transcript of the gene tmem181, whose product is annotated as transmembrane protein 181. The transcript is spliced from 17 exons. The record is from RefSeq and is a predicted model, not a curated record. NCBI's taxonomy places the organism in Eukaryota, Metazoa, Chordata, Actinopteri, Cichliformes, Cichlidae. The coding region runs from base 813 to 2270 and encodes 485 amino acids. Gene Ontology annotation, molecular function: toxic substance binding.